This is a messenger RNA of Trichomycterus rosablanca, 1391 nucleotides long. It is a transcript of the gene ddit4, whose product is annotated as DNA-damage-inducible transcript 4. Gene Ontology annotation, biological process: apoptotic process; negative regulation of TOR signaling; response to hypoxia. Gene Ontology annotation, molecular function: 14-3-3 protein binding. The coding region runs from base 173 to 802 and encodes 209 amino acids. The record is from RefSeq and is a predicted model, not a curated record. NCBI's taxonomy places the organism in Eukaryota, Metazoa, Chordata, Actinopteri, Siluriformes, Trichomycteridae. The transcript is spliced from 3 exons. Gene Ontology annotation, cellular component: cytoplasm.
AGCUGGUGGGAGAGGGAUAACGCAGCACUGAAACCUUAGCACUUAUGCAGCUUCUCUUUGUUACUCUGUGCAAUCUUUAAUUUGCGUGGAAUUACUGAAAUAGCGUCAAAAACUGCACACACAUCGAGGAUACUGCAUAACAAGUUGAUUUUGGCUUGAACUGAAGCACAUCAUGCAGGCUACAAGUGAGAAUGUUUGGGCUGAUUCAGCUCCCCAGCGACUGUCCUGGAGUGGCCUGGUGCAGAAACUGAGCAGCAGUAACAGCAUUGACUCUGAUUCUGACCACAGUGGCACAGAUGAUGGAUCAGACACUGGCUCUGUAUCUCUUCCUGACUUGUCAGCUCUUGAUGCUGACAUGUUCUAUGACCCAAUGGAGGAGAAUGUCUGUAAAGAAGUUGUGCAGCAGAUUGCUCUUUGUUUGACUGAAGCCAAAGACUACACAUUACACUGCUCCAAACUCCUCAUUCCUAUCAAGCUCCUGGAGCACAUAGGGAGUGAACUGGUGCAGCUGGCAGCGAGUGAACCAUGUGGUCUGCGGGGAGCGCUCAUCGACCUGUGUGUGCAGCAGGGUGAGACGUUUCAAAACGCUGGUCAGAUCGCGGCAGACCCCUGUGUCGUACCCACCUUCCAGCUCACGCUGGUCCUCAGACCUGAGUCGGAGGGCAUCUGGCCAAAGAUUCAAGGAUUGUUUGCGUCAAAGUCGUCUCAUUCUACGAGACGUGUACUUAAACUAAGCACUGGAUUCAGAGUGAUUAAAAGGAAACUGUAUAGCUCAGAAGAGCUGCUUAUAGAAGAGUGUUGAGAGACUAGAUGUCUUAAGCAUCCAUCAUGUUGAAGGAUGAGUCUCUUGGUAUCUGAUCAGAAAAUCGCCCUUAACCGAGGACUUAAGUGGCAUUGCUGUGUAAUGACUGCCUUUGGCAAUACAUUUUGUAUGUGACCUUAAGGAAGAUAUUACCACACUAUUUCUCUACAUGCUUUGUCACCAGGGUGUUUAUAUGAAAAACAAAAGGUACAAAUGUAAGCAAUUUUGUCUUCAAGACUGUAUACACGUUUAAAAAAAAAAAACUGACUUCUUAUAUUGCACUUCUUUCUGGCAGUUUUCAAACCUGUCAAGUACUGUUAACUGCUUUGGAAUGUUUACCUCAGUUUUUAAAGAAACUGACUGUGGCAGCUAUCAUUGUUACAAACUAGAUUUACCUGCAUUAAAUUUUUUUAUUAAGCAAGUGCCAUUUCAUGAACAUAUGAGUUUGAUCCUCAGUUUGAAUGGUCCACCUUUUUUAUUUUUUUUAUGCCUUUACCAUGCAUAUUCUGUGCAUCAUUAUUUAUUUGAUAUUCAAAUACUGUUACGUACACGUUUAAGGAAACACAAAAAUAAAUUAUAAAAAAAAAAA